Messenger RNA from Soboliphyme baturini, 348 nucleotides. Lineage: Eukaryota; Metazoa; Nematoda; Enoplea; Dioctophymatida; Soboliphymatidae. The record is from the annotation of a GenBank genome assembly.
AUGAUUUCGAUAUUUAUUGAACACAUGCUAAUGCAAUAUUUCCAACACAAUGCGGUUGAAGCGAGAUCCCAGUUCUUACUAACUGGUUGCGAGAACGUUUCUGAAGGUCUACACAUUUUGGCGAACGACCCUUCGUUGGGUUUAUAUCGACUGCAAGAACAUGUGAGGAAGACGACUCCUGCACUGAUCGAAAGAAAAACUGAUCAAACUAAGCCUCAGUUGGCAUUACACGACUGGAAGUUUAAUCGAGUGAAAAUGCCAAUAAAAAAGGUAAGCAAUGCCAGAACACAAAAAGAAACAGUGACUGCUAAUGACCGGCUAAAACAAUUUGGCAACAUGUGGAACUGA